Messenger RNA from Tuber melanosporum (Perigord truffle), 3441 nucleotides. RefSeq lists its product as uncharacterized. NCBI's taxonomy places the organism in Eukaryota, Fungi, Ascomycota, Pezizomycetes, Pezizales, Tuberaceae. The transcript has 3 exons. Gene Ontology annotation, molecular function: sterol binding; sterol transfer activity. Gene Ontology annotation, cellular component: cortical endoplasmic reticulum; mitochondrion; endoplasmic reticulum-plasma membrane contact site. Gene Ontology annotation, biological process: intracellular sterol transport. The record is from RefSeq and is a predicted model, not a curated record. Bases 1 to 3015 code for a protein of 1004 amino acids.
AUGUCCGAAGAUCGAAACCGACGCUCUACACGCUCGUCUGUUGGAACCUCGGAUGGUAGUGAUAUAGCUGCUGCAAUUCCGCCAAAGGUAGCCUCUAGUGAACGCGAUACUAAACCUUGGCCAAGUGUUUUAACUGAGACUCGUGCACAGCCGAUAGUCACUUCCGAAAGCGGCGUGAACGCGGAUGGGACUAUAAAGACAACCGUGACCCCGCCCACUCCCACAGACUCGCAACAGCACUUUCCGCCAAAGAGUCCAGUUGGUGCGGUACAGGCUGGGGACAACGGUAUGAAGAAGAGGGGUAGAACAAAUUCUUUGAGUAAUGCUCCCAGCAAGCUGUCCCAGAGUAUGACGGUGCCCCUGACUCCUACGAUUGAAGGUGGCGCUACUCUAGAUGCAAGUCAGCAACCCGGUCAAGGCAAUAAUACGAACGGCGGAUUCUUCCAGUCCAUGUUUUCCGUUGCACAGAAUGCAGCGACAACCCUGGGCAAUACUAUCGCUAAUGCCAACGCUGCAAACACUGCCGGUGGGGUCCGGUCGAGAAGUGGAACUGGAGCUUCAGAGUCUGGGAAGAGUGAGACCGAGCAGGAAAUUGUGCGGCAAGGUGGGGGUUCUGGGGUCGAGGGGGAAAAGAACGAGCCGCAGAAGCGGCCUGCUAUCGAGACGUUGGGUCAGGGUGAGCUUAGCUUGGGCAGUCUGGGCAUACUCCCCAAUUCGCAAAAAUCGAGCGCGUCCCCUAGUGAGGGCCGGCCCUCGAGGUCAGCAAGCGUUAAUAGUCACGGGGCAAGCUCGGAGACUGGAGAUAGUCGCGUAAUCACUGGGGGCGGUGGGACCGUGCUGCAGAUCGGGGCAUCCGCUGGUCCGGCUCACCGGAUAGGGUUCACCGAUGGGGGCCUUAACGAUGAAGUUCUCCUAUCUCUGGACUCUGCUGUUAGCUCUCGCGGUGGGUUCGAGACCGCUGGAGAAAGUGCUUUUAACAGCCCCGUUGGCCCUGGUGGCUCUUAUGGUUUGGAAGGUUUGAGGAAAACACCCAUGGCGGAAGAUUCCGCCUUUACGGGCCGAGACGGCGAUCAUGCCCCGGAGAAGGGUGUUUUGAAUCCUCCCGAUGAUCGAGAUGACACCUGGUCUGGCGAUGCCGACCGGCGGAGAUCUGGAAGUGUGAGGAGCGGUGGCCGGCGGAAACGUGGGUCGUCUGCGGCUUCCGGAGCAAACCCGCAGCCGGUACCCAGACCUACCGGGUUCGCUGUCGCGCCUAAGAGGCGUAACCGCGAAUUCCAUGAGAUGUUUAGGUCUGUGCCAGAGGACGAUUAUCUGAUAGAGGAUUACGGAUGCGCUUUACAAAAGGAAAUCUUGCUUCAGGGCAGACUGUACGUCUCCGAAGGGCACAUAUGCUUUUACUCCAAUAUUUUCGGAUGGGUCAAUACUCUGAUUAUCAGCUUUGAUGAGAUUGUCAGCGUUGAGAAGAAGAAUACUGCCAUGCUGUUUCCCAAUGCCAUUGUUAUUCAGACGCUCCAUGCACGAAAUGUCUUUGCAAGUUUUAUAUCUAGGGACAGUACAUAUGAUCUUAUUGUUGGUAUCUGGAAGAUCGGACAUCCGCAACUUGUUGCCGGCGCUACUGGGGUUAGGCUCGAGGAUGGUGGAGAUGCUGAGGAGGGUGAUCCGCCGGAUGGAGUGAGUGAAUACGAGGAGGACGGAGACGAUGACGAAUACGAGGAUGCUAGCAACGAUGAUCUGGGAGAGAGUUACACAGAUGCGGGUGAUGUGGUGCUCUCCGACGAUAAGGGCAAGAACGGGGGUGGGGCGUCCAAGUCAGUAAGCAGAAAGGCUAGCCAAGCAGUCCUGGGCGCAUCUGGUGAGGAUGGCAGCGGCGCGGUAGUGGACUAUCCUGGACCUCAGACCCAUCCCCCGACAUCCUGCAAUGAUGACCACUACGAUAGGCCACUUUGCGAUGACAUUAUCCCUGCCCCGCUCGGGAAGGUUUAUUCGCUCGUUUUUGGCCCCGCUAGUUUCCCGUUCAUGUCCCAGUUCUUGGCGGAUGAGGAGAAGACUCGCAGUUUCUCUUACAUCAAGCUCCUUGGUGGCGGUAUCGGUCCGAAGCAGACAAAGUGUAAUAUCACAGAGACUCUGGACAAUUGCGACUUGGAGGACCAUGUCAUUGUUACCGCUACUACCCAAACACCUGAUGUCCCCUCUGGAAACGUCUUUAUGGUGAAAACUCGAUACUGCCUUACAUGGGCGGACGACGGGCAAACAAGGCUUGUGUCAUCCUGCACGGUCGAAUGGUCCGGGAAGAGUUGGCUUAAGGGUAGCCCAAUUGAGAAGGGAGCCAACGACGGUCAGAUCGCUUACAACAAAGACCUCCGCAUCGCGCUCAAGAAGGAAGUCGAACCGAAGGAGCCCAUCGGCAAACAAUCCAAGAACAAGAUCAAGAAGCGCAAGAAGGACCUGAAUGCCAAGGGCGAAGCUAUCGGCCGUGCCGCCGGCGGAACCGUAAAAGGCCGCGAGGCGCUAGCCGCCGGCUUCGAGAGCCCCGCAGGCCAAGCGAGCUGGGGCGUAUUCGCUCCACUGAGGACGUACCUGGAGCCCGUAGCGGACAUCAUCAGCCCACUGAUCGGUGGCGCGCCAGGGCUUGUUGCGGCAUGCCUGGUCCUGGCUGUAUUCUUGUGGUGGCAAAGCACUAGUGUCUACUCCCGACAUGCUAAUACAGCUGUUGACGGUGGUUCGGGCGUGCAUCAUCUACACCAGCACUGGGACACCCUCUGGCGCUCGGAGGAAGACGGGUUAUGGGAGUGGCUGGAAGACCGCGUCGGAAUCAACGAGGUCGUCGCCCCCCCUUCCCGCCGCGCGAAUUCUUUUGAGAAAGCUGCACGGUCGAGGCGUGAUGGUGCGGGUGCUGGCCUGACGCAAGGUAUGAAGCGCCGGGAGGUUGAAGAUGCGAUUGGAGUUAUGGAGGAGCGGUUGGCGAUACUUCGGAGGGUGGUUGAAGAAGGGAGGUAUGGUGAUGGUACUGAUUGAGUUGAUUGCUUUGGUUUUGGGUUUUAUGAUUAUUGGAGGUGCGGUUGGAUGUGGUAGUAAGAGGACAUUGCUUUGCUAAGCCUUUUCUUUUGAUCCCCCUUUGCUUUUUGAUCAUUGAUUCAUUGGGUAAGUGUAACUUUUUUCACCUUUUCACUUUCUGCUUCUCUUUUCUUCUCUUGAUGUUUGGCGAUUGCAGGGUUUUUUUUCCCUCUCCCUUUUUAGGUUGAAAAGUUAGCAUGUUUGUUACUCCUGGCGCUUGGUGUAGUCUACUCUAUUUUAGUUUAUUUUACUUUUGGGGAUUUUUCUUUUUUUUGUAUUCGCCCUCGCUGCCACCAUCAUCGCCAUUUCUGGUUUAUUCAUUGGAAACACAUUUUGGUAUCAUAUCCUAUCGUUCAUAGCAUGCAUAUUGAUUUUUAUGGUGGUCAA